CGCGGAUCGCGCCGAAGCAUGCAAUUCAACUCGGUCUCUUUCAACCUCUUGUCAACCUACAGGACGGUCGAUCACGAGUUACAAGGAUGCGACCCAACCUAGAUCGCUUUCCAGACCCGAUACCGCCCUCGAUAGUCCCUCCGUUAUCACCCUUGCGACUGCGGUCUUCGCCCUUGGACCUGUAACAUCGCUAGACCUAUGCGAUAACGGGUCGAACAACCAACUUCCCCCGGCAGACCUCCCCCACCCGAAAUGUCCAUCACUUCGGGAUCUUCAACGCCUACGCCAUGGUUGCGCCAAGCAAAAGUAGCGGACGAUUGGAUGAAGCAACAUCACAUGGUCGUUUGCGCAACCUCCUCCUCCCUGAUCUCGACCUUUGCAGGCUUUCCGCUCGAUUCUAUCAAGUCAAGAUUGCAAUCGCAGCGCGGAGAAGGGGUGUCAUUGGCGAAAGUCGCUGCAGACGUUAUCCGCGAUGAAGGGAUACGAGGACUAUGGAGGGGUCUGCCACUACCUCUAGUCAGCAUAUCAAUAGUCCGAACCAUCUCGUUCACCAUCUACUCUGAGACCAAGGACUUUGUACAACGGACAGGAUUGGCCAAAUUCAUUGCGAAAGGCAAGGGAAGAGAGGACGCAGCAAGGUCCAUCACUCUGCCGGAUACCUUGUUCUCGGUGGCACUCACCUCGAGCAUCGCAGGAGCCGCCUCUGGAAGCGUCGUCUCGCUAGGUUCAGCCCCGUUCGAGCUCGUCAAGGUCAGACGUCAACUCGAGUUCCAGAUCGAGAGGGAUAGACGAUUACGGAAGUUCAGAUUGGCAGGAGGAAUAGGGACCGCCUCGCUCGGAGACAAGAUUGUCGCGACAAGGACGGACAAGGAGUUGAUGGCAGGUUGGAAAGCUCCAGGCACCUGGGCUGCCGUCAAAGACAUUUACGCUCGGUACGGGUCGAAAGGAUUGUGGACCGGAUUCAAACUGCAUAGCGUGCGAGAUACAUUGGGAACUAGCUUGUAUUUCGCCGAAUACGACACGUUGAGGUGGCUCCUCGGUAGAGAUCCAAAGACAGGUCUGCAGGGCAAAGUACCGGACUGGGCGAGAAAGAUGGGAAUCGGCGAAGGCUGGGUCGCAUUCGGGGCAGGGGCUUUUGCAGGAGUGACUAGCUGGGCCCUGAUUUAUCCUGUCGAUGCAUUGAAAACGAAACACCAACAACGCGCAUUAGCGGGACUUCAACCGCGACCUUUCAUCCAGCAAAUGUCUCGGCUGGUGCGAGGUACCGACGAAGCCAACCCCAAACCGUUCUUGAUUGGGCUCGGACGCCUCUAUCGAGGCCUUGGAAUAUCUAUGAUGCGAUCCGUCAUGACACAUGGUCUUUUGUGGACCCUCAUUGACAGGACGAAAAUAUGGAUCGACAGCGAGCCUUUCGAGAGGUACGCACAGGCAACAACAAUAUCGUAAUCGAAACGGCAAUCAAGCACAGACACCAUGAUGUGGCCUAUCCAGAGGCUAUCUAUCACAUCCAGGACGAAAUAUGCAUUCACACCCGGCGCCCAUAGACAUUUGCAUUCAUCGUCCAUCAGAGACUCUACAGAGCUCAUAGACAUUUGCAUCCAUCAUCCAUCAGAGACUCUACACUGUAUAAUCGCAUGCUAAACAAUGAGCUACACCGUUCUUUACGAAACCACGGUCUCGAGCGCUUCAACUUUCCUUUGAGCUGAAGCUUUGCGGCACACGGUCUGGUUUGCAGCUGGA
Messenger RNA from Filobasidium floriforme, 1740 nucleotides. RefSeq names its product mitochondrial carrier domain-containing protein. The transcript is spliced from 9 exons. Gene Ontology annotation, biological process: transport. Bases 253 to 1446 code for a protein of 397 amino acids. Gene Ontology annotation, molecular function: transmembrane transporter activity. Lineage: Eukaryota; Fungi; Basidiomycota; Tremellomycetes; Filobasidiales; Filobasidiaceae. The record is from RefSeq and is a predicted model, not a curated record.